AUGUUUUCCACUCCGGAAAUGUCCCACUUUCGAAAAGUUUCCCCACCCUGUUUUACCCAACCCAACCCUUUUAAAAUCGCUCAGGAGGAGGCAGGGGAGGAGGGCGGCGAGGAUGGCGAGGGCGAGCGCGACCUGAUCGAGAUUCGCGACGACGACGGCGGCGGAGGCGGGAAGAAAUCGGACAAGCCGCGCAAAACGACGAGAUACAUGACGAAAUACGAGCGCGCCAGGGUGCUGGGUGCGCGAGCUCUCCAGAUCAGCAUGAACGCGCCUGUGAUGGUGGAGCUGCAUGGAGAGACCGACCCUCUCGAGAUUGCCAUGCGCGAGUUACGCGAGAAGAAAAUCCCUUUCACCAUUCGGAGAUAUCUGCCUGAUGGAAGCUACGAGGACUGGGGUGUGGACGAGUUAAUCAUUGAGGACACGUGGCGGAGACAGGUGGGAGCCAGCUGA
Closterium sp. Yama58-4 is the source of this 450-nucleotide messenger RNA. The record is from the annotation of a GenBank genome assembly. NCBI's taxonomy places the organism in Eukaryota, Viridiplantae, Streptophyta, Zygnematophyceae, Desmidiales, Closteriaceae.